Messenger RNA from Suillus subalutaceus, 1489 nucleotides. Its product is annotated as Cys/Met metabolism PLP-dependent enzyme-domain-containing protein. The coding region runs from base 94 to 1392 and encodes 432 amino acids. Gene Ontology annotation, biological process: transsulfuration. Gene Ontology annotation, molecular function: pyridoxal phosphate binding; transferase activity, transferring alkyl or aryl (other than methyl) groups. NCBI's taxonomy places the organism in Eukaryota, Fungi, Basidiomycota, Agaricomycetes, Boletales, Suillaceae. The record is from RefSeq and is a predicted model, not a curated record. The transcript is spliced from 14 exons.
UCCUGUCUGUGUUUCUGCCACACUAUCUUUAUAGCAAGGCAAUCGGACUCUCCACCCAAGCCCACUUACCUCCCAUUCCAACAUUAAAUUGUCAUGCCUCAAGCUAACAAACCUCAGGAAUUCGAGACGCUGCAGUUGCACGCUGGUCAGAUCCCUGAUCCUACCACCAAUGCUCGCGCAGUUCCUAUUUACGCCUCCACGAGCUUCGUCUUUAACGACUCUAACCAUGGCGCAGACCUUUUUGGCCUGAAGGCUUUUGGACACAUUUAUUCUCGUAUUGGGAACCCCACUGUCGAUGUGUUCGAGAGUCGAAUGGCUGCCCUUGAAGGUGGUGCUGCGGCUGUCGCAACGUCCUCCGGUCAAUCUGCACAAUUCCUUGCGAUUUCUACGAUAGCCAGUGCAGGUGACAACAUCGUUUCCACAUCAUAUCUCUAUGGAGGGACAUACAACCAGUUCAAAGUAACCUUUAAAAAGUUUGGUAUCGGCGUGAAGUUCGUGAAUGGCGAUGAUCCAGCACUUUUCGCAGCAGCAAUCGACGAGAACACGAAGGCAAUUUACGUCGAGAGCAUUGGCAACCCGAAGUACAACGUUGCGCCAAUUCCUGAGCUGGCCAAAGUUGCACAUGAUCAUGGCAUUCCCUUAAUCGUGGACAACACGUUUGGAAUGGGAGGAUACCUCAUCAGACCCAUCGAUUUGGGCGCAGACAUUGUUUUGCACAGUGCAACCAAGUGGAUUGGAGGUCAUGGAACGACGAUCGCAGGUGUUGUCAUCGACUCGGGAAAAUUCGACUGGACACGCUCCGGCAAGUUCCCGUCGUUCACUUCCCCCUCCGAGGGAUAUCAUGGCAUGGUCUUUAGCGAAACAUUUGGUGCUGUCGCUUUCGCUAUCAAGCUUCGCGUCGAGCUCCUCCGUGAUUUGGGUCCUGCCUUGAACCCAUUCGCUGCGUUCUUGCUCAUUCAAGGUAUUGAGACGCUUAGCUUGAGGGCUCAGAGGCACUCCGAAAAUACUUUGGCGCUUGCUCAGUGGCUGUCGAAACACGAGAAAGUCGCAUGGGUCUCCUAUCUUGGCCUAGAGAGUCACCCCUAUCACCAGAGGGCGAAGAAGCUUCUCCGCCCAAACGCCUUCGGUGGUGUCCUCAGCUUCGGCGUCAAGGGCGAUGUUAGUGUGGCAAGCACGGUUGUCGACAGCCUGAAAUUAGCUAGUAAUCUUGCAAACGUCGGUGAUGCCAAGACCCUUGUCAUCCACCCUGCGACAACGACGCACCAACAGCUCAGUGAUGAGGAGCAGCUGUCUUCGGGAGUUACGCAUGAUCUGAUCCGGGUGUCCGUCGGUAUUGAACAUAUCAAUGAUAUCGUUGCGGACUUUGAGCAGGCUUUGAGACAUGCACCUUGAUUUUCAAGGAGGAUAUGGUACUAUUCCCUCCAUAGUAGUAAAUGGACCUAUGUAAUUGGACACGGUCACCAAAAGUUAAAUGCACUGGUUUUCUGAA